Messenger RNA from Patella vulgata (common limpet), 4583 nucleotides. RefSeq names its product ionotropic receptor 25a. The record is from RefSeq and is a predicted model, not a curated record. Gene Ontology annotation, biological process: synaptic transmission, glutamatergic; monoatomic ion transport; modulation of chemical synaptic transmission. Gene Ontology annotation, molecular function: transmitter-gated monoatomic ion channel activity involved in regulation of postsynaptic membrane potential; glutamate-gated receptor activity. The transcript is spliced from 16 exons. Gene Ontology annotation, cellular component: plasma membrane; postsynaptic membrane. Bases 255 to 3065 code for a protein of 936 amino acids. NCBI's taxonomy places the organism in Eukaryota, Metazoa, Mollusca, Gastropoda, Patellidae.
ACAUGUUUUCAUAUUCGUUCAAUAUCUUUAGCCAUUGAUGAUCAGCCAACAAGAGUCGGUGUUCAAAUAUUGUUGUACAUAUUAGUCCGAGUACUUAGCAAUUAGUCUUAUUUAAAGAAAGAUCCCGGUUGUUGAUCAGCAUUUAGGAGGUUUACUUUCCAGUGUUGGAGACUGUCGUCGAUUGCUGUAUACCAAACACCAAGAGAAGAUCCAUGCUAGAUCAAAUGCCGUAACUCAAGAGUGAUUCUAUUGCAAUGGCAGUUCUAAUAACCGCGUUAAUUCAGGUGAUAGUGUGCAUAGGGCUUUUACCUGUACUACCUUCGAUAGCCGAAACACAGACAGUGGUCAUUGCCAUCGAUCAAACUAUACUACAUAUGAAUCAAAAUAUUCAGAAAAUUUUAGAUAAAAGCAAUUUCUUAACCGAAGAUAAUAAACCAUUAGCUGAUGUACAGUUUGUUACAAUAAUUUCUGAUAAUAAUGACUCAUUAGAGACGUUGGAUAAAGUUUGUGCUCAAAUUAAGGAUGGGGCAAUUGUGCUGGUUGACAUGACAUCUCCCAAUGUAGCAGCUUUAUUGAGAUCUUUUGCAAGUACUUUGGGUAUAGCCUACAUCUCAGUUGUGGACAACUCCUACUUUAGAUAUGGAUCUGGUGAUGCAUCAUUACAUUAUUAUGUUGAACCAACAGCAGUUGAGAUGUUACGUGUUGUAGCUGACAUUGUUAUAGCGGAUGAUCUAAACAAUGUGGCUAUUGUCUAUGAUGAAACAUUUGAUAUACAGAAUACACCGAGAAGAAUUCUGACCAAUGUACCUGCUCAACAUCUCUAUGUUAAAAUGAGUGAUGAUACCACGGUAACACGGACGCAAAUCGAAAUGUUGAAAAAAAUUGAAAUAAGAAACAUAUUCAUCAUUGGAAACAGCCGAAAUGCUCCCAUUUUCCUCGAAGUGGCGAAUACAUACACUAACUUUGAAGUCAACUGGUUCUUUCUAACAAAGGAUUCAAAACUAACAUGUCUAAAUUGUAAGAAUGAAGUUCGUGUUAUAGUUAUAACAGCUACACCCCAACCACCAGCUAAAACACAGUAUGAUAUUUUCAUGAAACAAAUUCUAGAUCCGGCAGUUAACUUUAAUAGAGAUUCUUUUAAGACUGAUGAAGCAUUGGUGUUUGAUUUGGUACGGCUCAUAAAGUUAGGUGUAAACACAACUGGUCUGGUACCCAUUGUUUAUCCAGACUGUUAUAAUAUAUCUGAGGCCAACGAUACAUUUAUGAUGCAGAGUCAAUCUAUUGUGAAUUCCUUCAAACAGUUGAGCAUACAUGGCGUGUAUGGACCACUGGAUAUGGAAAAUGACAUCACACGAUACAGAUUUACACUUCAAAUAAAUCAGAAAGUUUUCAAAAAUGGGAAUGUAGCCCAAAAUACAGAGGUUGGUAAUUGGACAGAAGCACUGGUACAGAAAGAUAGAUUAAAAUUAGCAAGCGGCAUCAAAUCUUUAACCAAGUCGGAUAAAAAGAAAUUCUAUCGAAUUGUUACUGUUGCUGGUAUGCCACCGUUUGUGUAUAAAACAUCAGGUGAAAAUGGUACGAAGGCUAAAUAUGAAGGUUAUUGUAUUGACCUCUUAGAUAGAAUCUCCUUUCUUCUCGAUUUUGAAUAUGACAUCUAUGAAAGUCCGGACAAAUUAUACGGUGCCAUGGACGAUGAUGGUAACUGGAAUGGUGCAAUAAAAGAGCUGAUUGAUAAGAAAGCUGAUAUAGCAGUUGGUCCUAUAUCUGUCAUGGCGGAAAGGGAAAAUGUUGUAGAUUUUACAGUACCUUAUUAUGAUUUAGUUGGUUUAACAAUUUUGAUGAAGAAACCAGAAUUUGACUAUUCACUGGUCAAGUUUCUCAGUGUACUUGAUGAAGAUGUUUGGUUUUGUAUCAUUGGUGCCUUCUUUCUGUUUAGUAUUCUGAUUUGUGUUUUUGAUAAACUCAGUCCAUUUAGCUACCAGAAUAAUACUAUUGAUUGGAAUGGUGAAGGUUCGGAACCAAGAGUCUUUACUCUUAAAGAAGGAAUUUGGUUCUGCAUGAUGUCUUUGACUCCGCAAGGAGGUGGAGAAACGCCACGUGCUUUGUCAGGACGAUUGGUUGCUGCCACCUGGUGGUUGUUUGGGUUUAUUAUUAUAGCUACGUAUACAGCUAACCUUGCUGCCUUUCUGACAGUAUCUCGUCUUGAAACGCCAAUAGAGUCUUUGGAUGAUCUCUCCAAUCAGUUUAAAGUAAAAUAUGCUCCUACGAAUGGCAGUAACGCACUGAUAUACUUCAAACGUAUGGCAGAUAUUGAACAUAGAUUUUAUGGCAUUUGGAAGAAUAUGAGUUUAGAUGAUAACCUUGGUGCUGUUGAGAGAGCUAAGCUCGCUGUGUGGGAUUAUCCUGUUAGUGAUAAAUAUACCAAGCUAUGGGAGACCAUGCAGGAGUCUGGCUUUCCUUCGACCAAAGAUGAAGCCAUGGAAAAAGUAUUAACAGGAGAAUUUGCCUAUAUUGGUGACGCAACAGUAAAUAAAUAUGCCACAUUAACACAAUGUGAGUUAUGGGAAGUUGGUGAAGAGUUUUCAAGGAAGCCAUAUGCUUUAGCUGUACAAGAAGGGUCACCAUUACGUAGCGAAUUAUCAAACGUCAUCCUGCAGUUAAUUAAUCAAAGAGAAUUAGAAGCAUUCAAAACAAAAUGGUGGCAGAAGGAUGAGCUCGAUUGUCCGGACAUAGAAGAUGAAAGCGAUGGUAUCAGUAUCAAAAACAUAGGUGGCGUGUUUUUGGUGAUUGUUAUUGGGUCAGCUUUGGCUCUGAUCACUCUUGCCAUUGAAUGUUACUGGUACAAAUAUAAACCCAGACAAAAGAAGAAGUUGUACGUCAUUAGUUCCAAGGAUAAUCUGACGAAGUCUGAAUCUCAAACCACCGCGACGAAGGGAUUCCCAUCCUCAAAUCAAUUGAGUAAUGGCCACACGAAGGAUGGAGAAACGGUUGUGAAUGGGAAGGGUCCUGUUCGAGAAGAGGGUCAUACAAAUGGCGGGUUUGUUGAGAUGACUGAACGAUUGUAGAUUUUAAUGCAAAACGCCUUGCCUUGUAGUCCAUGUUGUAAUGACUGCGCUGACUGUGUCCAGGAGCGUCGCGAGUCCUGGGUCCCACAUAACCAACCAAUAGCGUGGGUUGUUUUAAUUUAUUGUUUAAUUUACAUCGUGUUAUUUGUUACACACAAAUCAUUGCUUUUUGUGGUGUUGUGAAUCCAGACCUGUUCUAUAUUAACAGAAUAACAGUCUGGACAGAUAUACAGCGCACAAUAAAAAGUUUAUCACUCGAUCUAUAUAAAUCUAUUCUUGGAAAUCAUCUGCUCUUCUUACUCAUCGCCAUAGUUUUUGUUCUUCGUAAAUCGUUUUGGUAGAAACCGGAUUGGGUUGGAAUUGGAUUUAACCGACAGACAUAUUAUUGGCUUGAGCCGAAAAGUAAAACCAGACCAUUGAGUUCCCAGAAUAAUGUAACUUGCGUAUAAAUAUUUUCCUAAAGAUCUCAACGUAUUUAUACUUUCAUUUUGAAAUCAAUGUUUACUAUUUUCUUACAUAUUACUAUAUAUUGUUAAAGUCCUCGUUCGUAUGUAAUUUAAACAAUAUUAGAGUAUUAUUAUUGAACCAGGAACUGGUCCAUAAGCGCUACUCAUCGGCUAGAUCUAUUUCUUAAGGCCACCUCCAAAUUUCGUCAAGGUCGCGGAGAUGUAAAUAAGGCCAUGGCACGUGAUUGUUGACGAGAUUGUGGGUUUGGGCAAGGGUUCGGGCUUGGUUCAGGGUUAGGGUUAAAGUUGGGGUUAACCUUUGAUCAAAUCUGGAUGUGGCCUUAAGAAAUAGAUCAAACCGCGACGCACUUCGCAAAAAACUAAGACUCCGCCAAUUCAUGUACGAUCAACAUGAAAUUUGGUAUACGUAUUUCUUGUUCAACUGUGCAUCGAUUGACGGAUUUUUGAUACGGCAUUACAAUUCCAAGAUAGCGGCAGUGACGUUAUGCUCGGUUCCAUAAUAGUACCAACGUACUUAUUGUUUCUGUUUUUGUUUUUUUUGUUUUUUUUAAAUUAUGUAUAAUUUCGGUUUUCACCUUUGUGAUAAUUAUUUUUUUAAAAUAGGUGUUACUUAUAGCCUGUUCGUUCAUUACUUGCAAAUUUUAUCGAAUUCAAAUGAGUAAAAUUUUAUCGAUGUCAAAUGAGUAAAUCUUUGAUUUUGGAGAAACAAAGUCAUUGGGCCUAUAUCAUCACAUACUGGUACGGCAAUUCAUUGGGCCAGUACAUGUUCAUAAACCUGAUAACUCACAGCAUUGUCAAUGAUAUGUUAGUCGUCUGAACUAUUUUUUUUUAUCAAAAUAUGCUACCUUCUUGCUUGAUUCGGUCAUGGUGGGUUGUUUUUAUCAUGAUAUGGAUAAAAGUCAUCAAUAUUUUUUACUUUAAUUGCACGCAUUUUCAAUAUUUUUAUGAAAUAGAAAAUGAUUUGACUUAUAAAUUAAAUAACCACGUUGUUAAAUGUUUAUGAACAUACAUCUAUAUAUUAUAUUUCUUGAAUAUAUCAGUUAAUUUUGUA